Messenger RNA from Halteromyces radiatus, 1337 nucleotides. RefSeq names its product ankyrin repeat-containing domain protein. Gene Ontology annotation, molecular function: protein binding. The coding region runs from base 137 to 1252 and encodes 371 amino acids. The record is from RefSeq and is a predicted model, not a curated record. Lineage: Eukaryota; Fungi; Mucoromycota; Mucoromycetes; Mucorales; Cunninghamellaceae. The transcript is spliced from 4 exons.
CAACAACAACAACAACAACAACAAUGUCAUCAGUAAUAGUAAUAGUAAUAACAGCAGCAGCAAUUCAAAAGACAAGUCUUCUAGGAAAAAACAAUCAUGGCAACUCUUACAACCCAACACUUCCGGUUCUAUACCAAUGGCAUCAAGUACAUCAACUUCACCAUCACAUACUAUCUCAGCACCAUCUGUCAGCGCUUCUUCUUCGACUCCAAAAGAAGGUGGAGGAGGACUUGUCACUUCAUCUACUUCUUCAUCUUCAGCAGGUGCAACAGCUACAAUACAUUCUGUUCCAAUGACACCAGUUCGAUCAAGUACAGCAACAAAUGGAUAUACAGGAGCAUCUUUGAUACAACAACGACGAGUGGAUCCUCUUAUUUUUGGUGGUUCUGAUGCUUUAUGGGAUACUAUUAGCAAGUCAAAAGGAAGUGAUGUUACAGUAGAAAAAAUUAUCAGUAACUUUCUUCGAAGAGGUGGAUCUCCUAAUACAGCAAAACAAUCUCCAACUGCCAAUGCUGUUAAAUAUGGAUUUGGAAUGGUUCAUGCGUUGAUUAUUACCAAAGCUCCUGGUUCUUUGGAUUUACUUUUACAACAAGGAGCAAAUCCGAAUGUGUAUACUCUUGGUCAAAUUGAAGAUGACAAGGUGACGCCAUGUUAUUUAGCUGCAAGUGUAGGAUGGUUGGCAGGACUCCAAAAAUUGGUACAAGCAGGGGGUGAUUUAAUGAUUGCCCGAGGUGGUGGAGCCAAAAACAAGACAGCUUUACAUGCUGCUGCUGAGCAUUGUCAUGCUGCUGUGGUAGAAUAUAUUGUGGAUACUACUCAAGGACGUCUCAAUUUGGAAGUGGAUAGUUUAGGUGCAACUGUCUUACAUUAUGCGUGUGCGUCAGGUCAUACAGAUUUAGUAUCAUUUUUGGCAAGAUCUUGUGAAAUUCCAGUCAAUCAAGCGGAUCAUCGAGGUGAAUUACCUUUACAUUGGGCAGCCAGACAUGGACGUUUGGAAGUAGUGACAUUACUUGUAGAAAGGUGCGGAUGUGAUUGCAAUACAUAUGUACCACGUAGGGUAGGUACACCAUUGGAUUUAGCUCGAGCUGGUGGACAUCGUCGAUUAGUAGAUUAUUUGAAAGGAUUAGGUGCUAUGUCUGCUAAGAAAAUGGAAAAACGUCGUGAAGAAGAAAUGGCCAAGGAAGUACCGGUACACUUGGAAUCUACUUUGACAAGAAAUGGAUUAUUUGGAAUGGGUGAUGAUGAAUUUUGAUCUUUUUUUUUCUUUCUUAUUAUUCUUAUUAUUAUUAUUACUAUUUAUUAUUAUUUUACUUUCUUCUCCCUUUCUUAUAGUUACU